Messenger RNA from Aspergillus pseudonomiae, 610 nucleotides. Its product is annotated as transketolase. The coding region runs from base 178 to 570 and encodes 130 amino acids. Gene Ontology annotation, biological process: pentose-phosphate shunt. Gene Ontology annotation, molecular function: transketolase activity. The transcript has a single exon. Gene Ontology annotation, cellular component: cytosol. The record is from RefSeq and is a predicted model, not a curated record. NCBI's taxonomy places the organism in Eukaryota, Fungi, Ascomycota, Eurotiomycetes, Eurotiales, Aspergillaceae.
CUAUUCGUCCGGCCGAUGAAGCGGAGGUAACAGGCGCCUGGAUGUGCGCUCUGGAUAAUGAAGACAAGAAAGUUCGCAGCAUUAUUUCUCUUGCUUGAGCUCCGCCCAGCGUGAGAAUCCCAAUUACCAGCCGGGACUCCGUAGCCCUCAGUGGGUACGUGGCUGUGGAAGUAGAAUAUGCCUUCUUCACGCUUGUCUCGUGAGGUUCAGAGCUUCAAUUUGCCGUCAUGGCGGCGAAAGAAACUGGCAGGCGAGCUAGGAAUUCCGACACGAGUGGUCAGCAUGCCAAGUAUUGGUGUGUCUGAGAAGCGACCAGAGACAUAUCAGAAGACUGUUCUGUCGGAUAGUCCGCAUAUUGUGUCCGUGGAGGCAUACGUAUCCACAAUAUGGGCGAGGCUUUGUACGGCCUCGAUCUCAAUGGAUUCUUUCGGUUAUUCAGGGGCAGGGUCGGUCAAUUUCCGACACUUUGACUUGGAUAGUGAUAGUAUUGCUCGGAAGAUACAGUGGCAUGUACAGGGUACUCAUAUCACUGCCAAAAGAUGGGUGCGACUAGAACAAAAGAUCAUCUAGAAGCUACCGAGGUUAGUUGCCAAGUUGAUCGUGAUUGAUA